Molecule: messenger RNA, 1789 nt
Organism: Epinephelus lanceolatus (giant grouper)
Lineage: Eukaryota; Metazoa; Chordata; Actinopteri; Perciformes; Serranidae
Source: RefSeq, a predicted model, not a curated record
CCUGAUCCUGGUCUGGACUCUGUUCCUGGUCUGGAUUCUGAUCUUGAUCCUGGUCUGUACUCUGAUCCUGGUCUAGACUCUGAUCCGAUCUGGACUCUUAUCCCGAUCCUGGUGUGGACUCUGAUCUUGAUCCUGAUCUGGAGUCUGAUCCUGGUCUGGAGUCUGAUCCUGAUCCUGACUCUGAUCCUGAUCCUGAUCUGGACUCUGAUCCCGAUCCUGGUGUGGACUCUGAUCUUGAUCCUGAUCCUGGUCUGACCCUGAUCCUGGUCUGGAUUCUGAUCCUGAUCUGGACUCUGAUCCCGAUCCUGGUCUGGACUCUGAUCCCAAUCCUGGUCUGGACUCUGAUCUUGAUCUGGACUCUGAUCUUGAUCCGGACUCUGAUCCUGGUCUGGACUCUGAUCCUGAUCCUGGUCUGGACUCUGAUCUGCAGUCUGAUCCUCAUCCUGGUCUUUAGUCUGAUCCCGAUCCUGAUCUGGACUCUGAUCCCAAUCCUGGUCUGUACUCUGAUCCUGGUCCUGGUCUGCACUCUGAUCCCGAUCCUGGUUUGGACUCUGAUCUUGAUCCUGAUCUGGACUCUGAUCUUGAUCCGGACUCUGAUCUUGAUCCUGGUCUGGACUCUGAUCCUGAUCUGGAGUCUGAUCCUGAUCCUGGUCUAGAGUCUGAUCCUGAUCCUGAUCUGGACUCUGAUCUUGGUCUGGACUCGGAUCCUGAUCUUGGUCUGGACUCGGAUCCUGAUCCUGGUCUAGACUCUGAUCCUGGUCUGGACUCUGAUCUUGAUCCUGAUCUGGACUCUGAUCUUGAUUCUGGUCUGCAGUCUGAUCCUGAUCUUGUCUCUCUGUCCCUCAGUGGUCCACGAGAUGAACGGUGAAGACGGCGUCCAGCUGCUCAGCUCCUCCGAGGUCGAAGACCUGAUCCAUAAAGCCGACGAGGCCUCGAUGAUGUCGCAGACUGUUGCCACGGUGACUUCCCUCCCGACAGCGGAGGUCCAGGAGGAGGUGGUUCCCGAGCUGCCACCACCAACGGAGAUCACCGGGCUGGAAACCAAAGUGGGCGGUGAGCCGAGCAUGGCCGAGGCCAGCGCCGAGAACCCCGUCACCAUGGUGUUCAUGGGAUACCAGAGCGUGGAGGACGAGGAUGAGACCAGGAAGGUUCUGGGUCUGCAGGGGACGGUGAAGGCAGAGCUCGUGCUCAUCGAUGACGCCAACGGGAAAACGUCACCGGGCGGAGAGAAGGAGGAGGCAGUGGUUGGCACUCAGACACCAGCUCCGCCUCCAGCUGCCUCCUCCGCCCCACCGCCCUCCACCAAACCUCCAGGGACACAGCCGGCGGCGAGCAAUGGUGAGACGGCAGAGGAGGUGAAGGGAGGAGCGGUGGAGAUAAAGAAGGAGAAACAGCCGUGUAAGUGCUGCAGCAUCAUGUGAUCCUGCAGAAAGUCAAAUCAUACAAGAAUAAAAAGGACGGAGACUUUUCAGGACACAGACUCCACCCACUGCCCUCAGCCCCGCCUCUAACAACAUGACAUCAUUUCCUGUUUCUUCAUUCUCCUGUUUUAUAAAACCUCUCUUUACUUUUUCUAUUUCCCUGAAACCUUUUUACUUUUGUACUCCUCCUGUCUGCUCGAUGCAUCUGAUUAGCAUUAGCAUUAGCAUUAGCCACGCAGUCGUCACUGUGAAAUCAGACAGUUAAUAAUUCUAGAGUUUGUAUUUAUUUGAUUUUGUAAGUUCCUGUUUGUUUUUAGUUUUAAAAAGAAAAUAAACUGAUCUGACCGACAAGUCGACCCUGAACGCAC